Messenger RNA from Lactuca virosa, 651 nucleotides. The record is from the annotation of a GenBank genome assembly. NCBI's taxonomy places the organism in Eukaryota, Viridiplantae, Streptophyta, Magnoliopsida, Asterales, Asteraceae.
AUGAAUUGGCUUAAUUUCAAAGUGGAAUCAUUCCUGCCAAACACCCAACCAGAUAGGUGGGUAUGUAACAUCUCUGGGGACGGGGUUUACCACGUUAAUGUGGUAAGGGAACAAAUUGAUAAGGAGAGCUCGAGUAUUGAAGGAGGGAAGAUCGAUUGGAUACCGGAGGUCCCGACUAAGGUGCGGUGUUUCAUUUGGAGGGCAAUCCUAAAUGGUAUCCCAACUGCAUGUGCUCUCCAAAAGAAGGGAAUCAAUCUCAAUUCAAUUAAAUGCAGCUACUGUGAUCUGGAAAGAGAAGAUACUGAUCAUGCUUUGAUCAAUUGUUCGAUGGCAGCAAAGGUGUGGGAGGCGAUGUUCAGGUGGUUUGGCAUUUCUCAACCCCAAUUUGGGAAUUUAAGUGACAUGGUGAAGUUUUGUUCUACAUGGGGACGAUGCUUAAAGAAGAGGAGGAACUUCAUUAGCAUUUGUUAUGGUACUACAUGGCUAAUCUGGAAAGCAAGGUGCGACUUUAUAUUUAAUAAGAUUCGGAUAUCACCUAACCAAUUGGCGGGAAACAUUCAGUCCAUGGUGUUCACAUGGAUUAAACAUAGGAGAGUUAACUGUUCCUAUAAAUGGAUUGAUUGGUGUACUAGUCCUUCCUCUUGUAUGUAA